Molecule: messenger RNA, 1316 nt
Organism: Sclerotinia trifoliorum
Lineage: Eukaryota; Fungi; Ascomycota; Leotiomycetes; Helotiales; Sclerotiniaceae
Source: the annotation of a GenBank genome assembly
GAACCAUUUCACAACAAGGUUGUUUCUACCUCUCGUAAUUUCCUGCACCUGGCAACCCUAUGAUGACAAUAGACCUGACUUGAAGGAAAUGAAACAGCUUGCUUUUCCCCGGUUGAUGGAUUUAUACCCCUCUAGACGUUCUCUUUCACGUGCAGUGUAUUGAAGACACGGGUGUAACACCAUUGCCUACUUAAACCUUCGUUUUUGCUCUUCUCGUCUAUCAUUAGAAAUACACGCUGUGCAAUUCUCGUGUCUACUUCCUGCUAUUUCGAAGGUUGCCAUUCACUCCUUUUGUUACCUGCCUUUUUCUCCAUAGUCACUUUUUCUGAAUACACAAUUUCACCUCUCAAAUAUACCAUAGUUAGGGUUGUCUUUCUAAAAUCUUUUAGCAAACAACAUUUCGACCGUUUCCUUGAAAUGCAAAAAUAUUUCACCUCUCUUCUCGCUCUUGCUAGCGCUGCAUCGGCACUUACCCCCUCAGCCCCAACUAUUGUUGCGCCAGCAGACCCAGCAGCGGGAACCCCGGUUUCCAUAACUCCCCAUCAACAAUUCUCCAGCUCAAUCGGCGUUCUUGGUUGCAUGAUCAACACUAACCGCGUUGCGUACUGGCCCACUUUCCCAGAUUGUGGCGCUAGUAUAUGCUUGCAAGUCUCCCAUGCUGGCCGCUCCGUCAACUUGCUUCAUAUCGACCAAUCAGGUGGUGCACAUGAUAUCUCUUAUGAUGCUUGGAACUAUCUCUACGCCGGACAAUCUGCUACAAAGAAACCAAAAGAGGGCGGAGGCAUAUCUGCUAUAUAUACCAUCCAGCCCAUGUCAGCUUGCGCGGAUUUGAUUACAUCUCCGGAUAAAAAACUUCCAUUCUCAGCGGCGAACUCAAUGAACUAUAUAUCAAACUGUAUAAAUACGGGGCCAAACUGGGUCGCACAAAGCUAUGGACUAUGGAACAUUGCAACGAGUGCUUGUACAUACGGAAAGGAUGAAGAAUGCACACUGAAUUUGAAAACAAGUAAUCAACCUACUUGUCCAUCUCAGUUGGGCUUGCAGACACCGUUGACUUCAAUGCCAGUUUUCGAUUUGGAAUAUGGCACAGGGAAACCUGUCUUAGCCGUGUAGGCAGAUAGAUGCUGAACGGCGUGUGAGUGGUAUGGUGGCGGCCGAUGGUGAUGGGCGAAAAGUACAGACUUUCCAAGAGUACUAGUAGGCGAGAGGACAAAAAAGCAUGAUUCCAACUUUGUAUUAAUAAUAUAAAUCUCUCACCGAGCUGUGGUCCGAUAAAGCGGGUGUGUAAUAAGUAUAUUAUAAAUAAUUGAUUUCCU